Messenger RNA from Rhipicephalus sanguineus (brown dog tick), 562 nucleotides. Its product is annotated as mitochondrial import inner membrane translocase subunit Tim10 B. NCBI's taxonomy places the organism in Eukaryota, Metazoa, Arthropoda, Arachnida, Ixodida, Ixodidae. Bases 100 to 375 code for a protein of 91 amino acids. The record is from RefSeq and is a predicted model, not a curated record. Gene Ontology annotation, cellular component: mitochondrial intermembrane space chaperone complex. The transcript has 3 exons.
CGCUUAUUUCACGUUUUUUCGAAACAUCGUAGCAUGCAGAGGUAUCAUGCGCAAAAUUGAAUUACAUCGACAUCAACAAAUGUCAACGCACGUGCGUCAAUGGCGGAAGAUGCAGCGAUUAGAAACUUUCGGGACUUCCUUUUGAUAUACAACAGGAUGACUGAGACGUGCUUCCGGCACUGCGUGAAUAACCUGAAUUAUCGGGACCUAACGCCUGAUGAGAGCCAGUGCGUGGAUCUCUGUGCCGGCAAAGCGAUAAGUGUCAACCACAGAAUGAUGUCCAUCUACAUGGAAGUUCAGCCAGAAAUGAUGAAGCGCUCCAUAGAAGCACAGCAACAGCUAAAUGCACAACAAAGUGUACAAAGCCCGAGUUAGCGCCUCUUACUGUUGUUUUGCAGAAAACUACAGUCACAGCUGCAGCAGUUUUGUGGAACGGUAGGCAGUAACCAUUUCAUGUUAAAUGUUCUACAUUUGAUGAUGUCACCUUAGGGUGCCAAGUGGAUGUUGGCAUCAUUAUGUUUUUGUUUAUUGAGCCAUCUCAAUAAAUGUAAAUGAAUAUUGA